UGUUUCCACAUCCGGGUGAAGGGAUGUUUACAGUCCGGAUGAUGGACAGCUAAACGUCUCGGGGUUUUUUGUUUGUUUGUUUUUAGUGAGAAAGCUGCAUUUUCAUCGCAUAUAACAGCGACUUUGGGCGGCGGGUUUGCUUCUAAUGGCAUCUCAGAUGCCCAUAACCGUCAGGGCCCCGCCGGCGGCGGCCGCCAGCGCUCUCGCUCUCCGGGGGAAGAAACGUCCCGGUAGUCCGGCGGUCUCCGCUGCUCCGCAGGCAACCGGGAGCGGCGGCAAGAAGAAGAAAGCACCGCCGACUGCUGCACCGGCAGCGCCGACACAAGUGACGAUAACAGCUGUGGAGACGGUGGCAGAGGUGAAGGCAGUGGGAUCAAUAGACAGCGGUCCAGCUACUGUCACAGAGUCCACGGCAAAGCCUCCCCCAUUCAAAGACCCCACAUUUAUGCACUCUGGGAUCGGUGGUGCAGCAGCCGGCAAAAAGAAUCGGACCUGGAAGAAUCUCAAACAGAUUCUGGCUUUGGAGCGGACUUUACCCUGGAAGCUCAACGAUCCCAACUACUACAACAUCGAUGCCCCUCCGUCCUUGAAGCCAGCCAAGAAAUACUCAGACAUCUCUGGACUCCCGGCAAACUACACAGACCCUCAGACAAAACUACGCUUCACAUCAUCUGAGGAGUUCUCCUACAUCCGCCUCCUCCCCACUGACGUCGUUACGGGCUACCUGGCUCUACGGAAGGAAACAUGCAUCGUACCCUGAUGACAGAGUCCUCAAACCUGAAACAGGUUCAAACACAGACCUGAACUCACGUCGCUGUAGGAAGCCAGAGAGGCAACCCAGGAAAGACAAACCGCUGAAAAUCAUCUGCACUGCUGUUGUUAAGAACGUCAUCUGUGUGUGACAAACUGAAUGCAACAAAUGUGAUUCUUUGGAGGGGGCUGCUUUAAUGCUUUGCUUGUGAGACGUUGCGAGCUGCUAGCUGAACGUUAUAAUGUCACAUCUUUUUUCUUUGAAGGGACAGAAAGUUAAUUCUUAGUUUUCAAGUUAAUUGAAAACACAGCAAAAGGCAAUUAUUUUGCCUAUUUGUUAAAAUGUAUUCACCAGUGUCCUGCAUGGUAUUUUCUAAUUAAGUGUUCCUACUUCCUACAAACCCUCGAGCAUGUUUGGGACGUUCAAAGUCACUGUGGAACAGACAUUUGUUUCUCAGGUACUGAAUAUAAGCAUAUCUGACGAGGAUGUUAUAUGCUCCCUUGUGGUCGAACAUCUGUUUCCAGUGGUGUGAGGCUUUACUCAAACAAUGUGAAUACCGCCAGUGUGAAUUUAAUCUGAUCGGUUUAGAGAAAAGUCUUUGGAAGGAUUUUGUCUGUUUCAGUUUGACUCUCAUUUACUUUUCUAUGUAAAGGUACAUAUUAAACAUUAAUGGAAUUUUCAAUGUGUCCCUUUUACAUUUGUGCUUUUUCAAAUAAAUAUAUAUUUCAUUCAGA
Molecule: messenger RNA, 1485 nt
Organism: Scophthalmus maximus (turbot)
Lineage: Eukaryota; Metazoa; Chordata; Actinopteri; Pleuronectiformes; Scophthalmidae
Gene: ino80c
Product: INO80 complex subunit C
Exons: 5
Coding region: 146-760 (204 amino acids)
Biological process (GO): chromatin remodeling
Cellular component (GO): Ino80 complex
Source: RefSeq, a predicted model, not a curated record